CCGAAGAACGUGUGCUCGGAGGAAGUAAUGUGAGGGUGGAAUCGCCCAAUGAAAAUUCCAGCCACCCGCGGGGAAGAGGCGGCCUAGCGCGAAGUCCUUGCCGUCGCCUGGCUAUGGCUCCUGCGCGCUACUGUGUUCCUGGAGAGCGGCUCUGCAGUUUGGAAGAAGGAACCCCUGGGAAUGGCACCUAUACACGUCAUGGUUCUAUCUUUGCCUCUCUGGCUGGUUGUUUCAUGAAGAAAAGUGAGAAUGGCACGCUCCCGGUAAUCUCUGUGAUGAGAGAUGUGGAAUCUCAGCUACUGCCCGAUGUGGGAGCCAUAGUGACCUGCAAGGUUUGCAGUAUUAACUCUCGUUUUGCCAAGGUGCAUAUUUUAUAUGUUGGUUCUACACCAUUAAAAUCCCCAUUCCGUGGAACAAUACGAGAAGAUAUCCGAGCUACAGAGAAAGACAAGAUAGAAGUUUACAAGAGUUUCCGGCCAGGAGAUAUUGUUUUGGCCAAAGUUAUCUCUUUAGGGGAUGUACAAUCAAAUUAUUUGCUGACCACAGCAGAAAAUGAGCUAGGAGUAGUAGUGGCUCACAGUGAAGCAGGUGUACAGAUGGUGCCAAUAAGCUGGUGUGAAAUGCAGUGUCCCAGUACACAUGGCAAGGAGCUGCGCAAAGUAGCCCGUGUUCAGCCUCAAUUUCUGCAGACAUAGUGAAAGAUGCAUACACCAAAGCAUACGACUGGUAGCAGGAAAGAUUAAUCCUAGGAAAAGAAUCAGAGGAACUUGAAAGAAAAAAGAAAGCAACUUCAAGAAUGUUGCAGAGCUUUUUAGCGAAGGACAUUAUUAUUAGAACUUUUUACUUUCAAUUUGGCAACCUAAUUUUGUUUUGUAAUUCAGAAAACUUUCUACUCUGCCUUCAAUUGAAGCAGCUAAACUCUGCUUUAGAAAAGCAAAAAGACAAGAAAACAAUCCAUAAAGGCUGCCUGCCUGCAUUUUCCCUUGUAAAUUACAAGUCAUUGGCCUGCCCAAGAAGUAAGCCUAAAUCAAUAUCUGUUUCUCUUGAAAUAUACUUUAAUUGCAAGCCCUUUUAAAUCUCAAGUUAUCACAGUAUCACAAAAAAAA
Messenger RNA from Protobothrops mucrosquamatus (brown spotted pit viper), 1106 nucleotides. RefSeq names its product exosome component 1 (gene EXOSC1). Gene Ontology annotation, cellular component: cytoplasm; nuclear exosome (RNase complex). Lineage: Eukaryota; Metazoa; Chordata; Lepidosauria; Squamata; Viperidae. The record is from RefSeq and is a predicted model, not a curated record. The transcript has 8 exons. The coding region runs from base 114 to 695 and encodes 193 amino acids. Gene Ontology annotation, molecular function: RNA binding. Gene Ontology annotation, biological process: RNA processing.